AUGUUUUUCAAAAUUUACAACGAAACAGGAACCUGCGGUCGCAACGUCGGCGAUGAUUUUGGCCCCCACCGACCAUGGAAUCACUUCGCGACCCGCACAUCUCGAAAUGUGUCCGAUGCGGUUGCAGACGCUCAGCAACCCCAAAAGCCUCAACAUCCACAGCAAGAACAGCCGACAAAGGCGGCAGAUUUUUCCGCUUUGAAUCUCAAGUCAAUGAGCAUUUCUGAUGCUGUACAAGAGUGUUGGAAAGUUGACCACAACCGAUUAAAACCAGACAUUGACUACGUUCUUAACGUACAAAAAGGAAAAAAACCCUGGUGGCCCGAAGAUAAGGCCGUUGACCCACUGUUCACGAGAGUCAACGCGAACGUAUGGAAAAAGCCUACUUUCGCCGCGUUCGUUGCCCUUCUCGACAAUUACCAAUCAAAUACUGGACAAGCCGAAUCAAUGGGCGACAAAGAACGAGCAGAAAUUGAUUAUUUUUUGGACGCCGUCAUGGAAACGCAACCAAUGCAAUUAUGCCACGCUUAUUGUCACGCUCAGCAACCCGAAAAUAUUCCGUCGGAUAAGGCCGCAUUCAAGAAACUGUUGUUCCGGGUAUGGUUCGAACUUUACCGGCGGGAACGCGGAGGAUCUCUGGACAGCUCUGGAUUCGAGCAUGUUUUCGUUGGUGAGAUCCGAGACGACAAGAUUUCUGGUUUUCAUAAUUGGAUACAAUUUUGCAUAGAAGAAAAAAAAGGAACCGUUGAUUACCGCGGUUACAUCAAACCAAAAUCGAAGACCAAUGCCGAUACCGACAGCAACGACCACGUUUUGACAUUGCAAUUCCACUGGAAGGGUGUGGAAAAGCAAAUAGGAUCUAUUUUUAUUGGCGUGUCGCCCGAAUGGGAAAUGUCAAUCUAUACGAUUUGCUUUCUAUGUGGAGGCGAAAAGAAUAAGCUUGAUUUGCGAACUGGAAGCGAUAUUUUCGAAAUAGAAAUUGUGUGCCACAAGAUGCAUCGAGACCGAAUUGGAACCACGUAUCCCUAUGUGUUGUCGCAUCACAAUAGCUAAGCUUAUUCAUUGCUUCGUCCUCAAUCAAAGAAAUACAAUGAUGUUUCAGUUUGCGCUCUAGGUAGCUUUUCGUCUUGAAUCUAGCGAUUCAAGC
This is a messenger RNA of Phaeodactylum tricornutum CCAP 1055/1, 1147 nucleotides long. RefSeq lists its product with no specific name. Lineage: Eukaryota; Bacillariophyta; Bacillariophyceae; Surirellales; Neidiaceae. The transcript is spliced from 5 exons. The coding region runs from base 1 to 1053 and encodes 350 amino acids. Gene Ontology annotation, molecular function: RNA endonuclease activity. The record is from RefSeq and is a predicted model, not a curated record.